Molecule: messenger RNA, 886 nt
Organism: Aegilops tauschii subsp. strangulata
Lineage: Eukaryota; Viridiplantae; Streptophyta; Magnoliopsida; Poales; Poaceae
Source: RefSeq, a predicted model, not a curated record
UCCUGCAUUUCUCUGUCACUCCUACACAUCUCUCUGCAGUUUGCACAGCAAACACCCUCUCCGGCAUUGCUCCCUCUGUCGCAUCACAUCGCCUGCCUUCACGGCAAGGGAGUUCAUACUUCAUACCGCGUGAGGGCCGAUGGACGUUGCCGUCAGUGCGGCGUGGUGGGUGGUAGGCAAGGCACUGGGCCCUGUCUCAGAUGGCUUCCUGGAGGCUUGGGCUGCUAGCAAGGAUCUCGGUCCCAACGUCGACGCGCUCAAGAUGGAGCUCCUGUACGUGCAGGGGAUGCUGAACAACACCCGUGGCAGGGAGAUCGACAACCCGGCCCUGAACGAGCUGCUGCAAAAGCUGCGGCAGCUAGCGUACGGGGCCGAGGACGUGCUGGAUGAGCUGGAUUACUUCCGCAUCUGGCAAACUGCUUGGGUGCUCUGCACGCUCGUGUGCUGCUGCUAACCCUCGUCAUCCCGGGGAGCUGAGAUCGGAAGAAGAUACAAGGCAGCAAGUUCAGUGCUGCACUUGGCCAUGUGCCGGGAGAACUGCAAGUGGCAAUACCCCAUUGGUCCCAAACACAGACCAAGCUGAUGGGGAGGCCAGCGGAUGCAUUCGCAAGCUUGCUUCUGGUGCUCUCAACACCGUGCGUACUGUCGGUAAACUCUUCCCUUGCUCAUCCUUCCCACCCGUUCAUGAUGAUGUUUCUGGCAAGUCAGUCCUUUGUGGUGCCUGCAUACGCAAGGCACCACAGCAAAAGCAUGUGAAGGAAGCACGAAAAUUAGAGUUUGAUAGGGUGGAUUUAUCUACAAGAAUGAAGCAUAUUGUAGAGCAACUGCAGCCCUUAUGUGCAAAGGUAACAGUUAUUCUUAAUCUUGAGUUGUUGGGUUCUAAUCA